CACUUUUAUUUAUCACAAUAAUAUUUUUCAUAAUAUAAACAGUACGGAGUUUUCAAUAUUGCGGAAGCUUAACAAUCAUAAUCACAAACAUAAUUUAUUUAUGUUCUUUAAUUCAAAACCAUCACAUCCAUUCCGGCAAUCUCGCCUCCGUCUGCCUCCAGGAUCACGUCACUUCAUUAACCUGUGUGUAGCAAAUAAAACAUACUACACGCUCAGCGUUGAAGCUGAACCUCAAUCGGCCUCCUUUCUGCCUUCCCAACUGAUGCAGAUAUAUAAACAGGGAAGCGCGCAGCUGACUCAAGCGCCGACAAACACGACGGUGGACGAAGUACAACAGAACAACACGGCGACAAACCUAGCGAUAGCAGCGACCGCCUCCUUGACGAUGAUUUGCAUCUGAGAAAUUGAUUUUAGGGAAGAUCAAGACUAUUGCCAGCAAUUUGCUGGGUGUUCUGCUUGUGUAAUGGGUUCUUCUCGCAGCGAAAUUCUGACAUUCCAGAGAUUGAUCUAGGAACUUGCUUUGCAGUGCCUAUUUCUCCAGACCCAAUGGAAAAGGAUUCCGGGAGUGAUAAAAAUGCCGAUUUUCCGCUGGAUAAGUUAUCUUUAGGAUUAUUCAACCAACACAAACUCCUGAUUCCAGAUGCAGAGAAACGAAAAUAUGUAGUUCUUGUGUCAACUGGAAGUUUCAACCCUCCUACUUAUAUGCAUUUGCGUUGUUUCGAACUGGCAAGAGACACAUUAAAUUCACAAGGAUUCUGUGUCAUUGGAGGUUACAUGUCACCCGUGAAUGAUGCAUAUAAGAAAAAGGGUCUUAUAUCUUCCAAGCAUCGAAUUGCAAUGUGCCAUUUGGCUUGUAAGAGCUCCGACUUUAUAAUGGUGGAUCAGUGGGAGGCAAGUCAGAAUACAUACCAGCACACAUUGACUGUUUUGUCUAGAAUCAAGACCUCAUUAUCAAAUAGUGGACUAGAAUCAGAUUUGCUCAAGGUUAUGCUUGUGUGUGGCUCGGAUUUGUUAAAAUCUUUUAGCAGUCCAGGAGUUUGGAUACCUGAGCAUGUUAGGACAAUAUGUAGAGACUUUGGGUUGGUUUGUGUUCGAAGAGAUUGUCAGGAUGUUGAUAAGAUUAUCGCUGAUGAUGACAUUUUAAGUGAAUAUAAGACCAACAUCAAAGUUGUAAAUGAGGUAGUGCCGAACGGGAUAAGUUCGACAGGAUUAAGGGAAUGCAUCUUGAAGAGGCUGUCAAUAAAAUAUUUGACUACAGAUGAAGUGAUUGAGUAUAUAAAGCAGCAUGGUCUCUACAUGGUCCAAAAUUGAGUUUAUUCCUAUAUGCAAAAAAACUUACCCAAAUAAGUUCAGUUAAUAUGUGUUCACUUUUUGCCACAUUCUUGGUUUUGAAUAAUUCUACGUAAAUAUG
Cuscuta campestris is the source of this 1411-nucleotide messenger RNA. NCBI's taxonomy places the organism in Eukaryota, Viridiplantae, Streptophyta, Magnoliopsida, Solanales, Convolvulaceae. The record is from the annotation of a GenBank genome assembly.